Rotaria sp. Silwood2 is the source of this 1143-nucleotide messenger RNA. NCBI's taxonomy places the organism in Eukaryota, Metazoa, Rotifera, Eurotatoria, Philodinida, Philodinidae. The record is from the annotation of a GenBank genome assembly.
UUUUUCAAAGGAGUAUGCACCAACAAAACAGCAACUACUACUACGACUAGAACAACAACGACAACAACUACAACAGCUACAACAACAACUACAACAGCUACAACAACAACUACAACAGCUACAACAACAACUACAACUACAACAACAACAACAACAGCAACAGCAGCUACAACAACAGCUACAACAACAACUACAUCACCAAAUCCAUGUAGUACGGGCGCGUUAAGUUGGAAUACAUCAGCUACAACUAUAGUUAAUUCAUCACAAAUAUCAGCACCUAGUGGCAUAUAUUUUAAUUCAAAUAAUACAUUGUUUAUAGUAGAUGAAUAUCCUAAUGCUGUUGUAUGGCAACUAUUAAGUAAUGCCGUAAAUGUUACUAAUGUAGCUGGAGUAUAUAUGUCAAGUGGUCCUAGUUCUGAUCGAUUCAAUUAUCCUCAAGAUGUUUAUGUUGAUGCAAGUGGAAAUAUAUAUAUAUCUGAUUUUUAUAAUUAUCGAAUACAAAAAUUUACUAGUGGAUCAUCAACUGGUACAACAAUUGCUGGUAUAACUGGACAAGCUGGAUCUGCGUUCUCACAAUUUAAUGGUCUUCGAUAUUUUACUUUUGAUUCAACUGAUACAUAUAUAUAUGUUACUGAUUACUAUAAUCAUCGUGUUAUGCGUUAUUCAACAAGUUCAACAUCAGGUACUAAUGGAGUUCUUAUGGCCGGUAAUAAUGGAGCUGGUAAUUCAAAUACAACAUUAUAUUGCCCAUGGGGUAUUCAUUAUUUGCUAUCUGUAAACAAUGAUUUAUUUAUAACAAAUUAUUAUGGGCAUUCAGUGAUACGUUGGACGCCUGGUGCAUCAUCAGGCUAUUUUGUAGCUGGAGUACCAGGUGUAUCAGGUCAAACUUCUAUGUUACUUAGCUAUCCAAUGGGUAUUAAAAUUGAUACUUAUCUAAAUAUAUACGUUGUUGAUAAUAACAAUCAUCGAAUACAAAUGUUUUGUGCUAAUAGUCAAUCUGGAAUUACUAUCGCAGGCACAGGUAUAGCUGGUAAUACUGCUACACAAUUGAUGUCACCAAGAGGUAUUGCAUUUGAUUCAGCAAUGAAUCUUUAUGUUGCUGAUACAGGCAAUGCUCGCAUUCAAAAAUUUCUAAAGCUUUAA